This is a messenger RNA of Trypanosoma theileri, 870 nucleotides long. RefSeq lists its product as uncharacterized. The transcript has a single exon. Lineage: Eukaryota; Euglenozoa; Kinetoplastea; Trypanosomatida; Trypanosomatidae. The record is from RefSeq and is a predicted model, not a curated record. The coding region runs from base 1 to 870 and encodes 289 amino acids.
AUGAUGACGAUGAUGCGCCGUGUGAUGUGUGUGUUGGCCGUUGUGCUGUGCUGCGCCUGCGGGUAUACCAUGGCGGCUACUGCUGCUGAUAGCAGUGUGGUGUCACUUGCUCCCAUUUUUAUGGAUUGGGGUAACCCAGAUACAUCAUUUGCGUCGCCCCCAGAGAGUACAGGAAAACCCACUGGGACAAGAGGGAACACUAAUGACGUAACGCAUUCUCAUGGUAGUGGAGUGGUGAAUGAAGGAGUCCCCAAUGGGAGAACAGAAGAAAGUGUUGAGGAGUUGCCACCCGGAGGCGGUCCAGUUACUCAGGUGCCUGGUAAGGACGGUGAACUGUCCAAACCUCAAGUUUCUUCAGAUCAUUCCCGUGGAAGUGAGGCAGGUGAUGUAGAGCAUGGAGCAUCGGCAGUAGAAGGUAAAGGAUCUUCUCCUCUUCAGAGUGGAGUGAGCAGGUUACCAUCAACAGGUACUGCAGGCACACACAAGGAAGAAGAAGAGGUUAAACAAACACAAAGCCAAAAUAACGGGACUGAUCCUGCUACGCACGAUACUGAAGAGGCACCAAGCAACACAUCUGAUAACACUACACCUGCCGACUCUAAUCCUAACCAGCCAUCUCCAGAAGCUGCAGGUGCAACUGCUGCAUCAGACUCACAAGAAACCACUUCCACUACUCAGCCAAGUCCCGAGAGCAAUGUCACAGAAGCACCAACCACCACUCCAUCUUCUGUACCCAAUUCAGAUAUCAACACCAUCGCUUCCACAGUAAAGAACAAGGGUAAUGUUGACAGCAGUGUCAGUCCUGUAUGGAUGCGCACUGCAGCACCGCUUCUGAUUGUGGCUGUAUUCUUCUCUUUUACUGUGUACUGA